Messenger RNA from Misgurnus anguillicaudatus (oriental weatherfish), 3622 nucleotides. It is a transcript of the gene glcci1b, whose product is annotated as glucocorticoid induced 1b. Lineage: Eukaryota; Metazoa; Chordata; Actinopteri; Cypriniformes; Cobitidae. Gene Ontology annotation, cellular component: cytoplasm. Gene Ontology annotation, biological process: podocyte development. The record is from RefSeq and is a predicted model, not a curated record.
GCUGAAGUUCAGGAAGUAGUGCAGCUGGGCAUAAAGACAAUUGAGUUUCAAUUUCAACAAACCACCAUCAUUGCGAUCAGUGUUUGCAUUUCUUCAGCGCAUUUGCAUUUAAAAGGACACACUCAAAAAUGGCACAUAUUUCCUACAAAGUGGUAAUUUUAACAUGUUAUAAUAAAUUAUUUGUGGGAGUAUUUGAGCUAAAACUUCGCGUAUGCACUCUGGGGACACCAAAGACUUAUUUUAUAUCUUAAAAAUGUCUCAUGAUAUGUCCCCUUUAAAUAAAAUCUUUUCCUGACGGGUCGUUUCCAUGUUUUUUAGAGCUUGACAGAUAAAGUCAUCAUAAGAAAUAUUAUAACAUGUUACAAUAAGGUUUUAUUCAUUAACUUUAGUUAUCGCAAUUACUAACAUUAACAAUCAAGUAAUAUUUAUUUACAAAGCACUCUUUUUACAACGUUUUAUUGCUUAAAAGCAGCUAUACAAGAAAGAUGAAAUGUAAGAAAAACACAAAAAAUUGGGAAAUUAAAAAUAUUAUAUUUAUAAUAGAAUAUAUGGCAUUAUUGCAAAAAUUGUUGUCGUCAUAGAUUAUAGUCUAAUUAAAAGGUAUAUGCUUUUUAAUUGACUAUCAAACAUUGAGGGUUGGUUUCCCAGACAGGGAUUAGCUUAAACCAGGAGUAGGCCUUAAUUAAAUUAGGAUAUUUAAGUCAUUUUUAAAAGCAUAAUUUAUAAAUAAACACAACUGGUGUCCAUCUUGAGACACAACAGUCGCACUUAUAUAUUUUAAGAUUUUGUCAGAGCAAGUUGUUUUUGAUCAAGACAACACUAACAUUAAGUUAGUCUGGGACUAGGCUUAAGCCCUGCCUGGGAAACCGCCCCGUAAUUAAUUAAUAUUGACAUUUAUUAAUAAUGAGCAAAAGCAUUUAUUAAUCGUUGUUAACCUUAUCUAAUAUAAUCACUUUUAUUGUUGUUUGUUCAUGUUACUUAAUUGUGCAUUAACUAAUGUUAACAGAUUCAGCUUUUGAAGUUAAUGAAUGCUGUAUUGUUCAUUGUUAAUUCAUGUUAAUUAAUUUUGUAAAGAAGUAAAACCUUAUUGUAAAGUUUUACUUCAUAAUGAUACAGAAAUCUGUGUGAAUGUCUUUUAGAAAAUCAAUUUCUAGUUUUGUGUUUCAUAGUAAAAAAGUGCAUGUGGAGUUGAAAUGACAUUAGGUUGAGUAAAUAAUGUAUUGUGAAUUAUGCAUAGAGUUCAAGCAAACAACACCUCAGCCCUUCAUCUGUUCAUUUACCAAAACCUGAGUACUAGGAAAACAGCCAGCUGAUCAAAUUCUCAAAGGCUGUGUGCUUGUUUCUCCAUGCACCAAUAAACCCCACCCCAACAGGAACUUCAAUGGGCCCAUUGGCUCUUGGUUGUAGGAAAGAAAGGCAUAAGCCAAUAAAGAAGAGGCAAACAUGUGGUGCUCUGCUCCAACCCAAUAUCCUGCAGCAUACAUGCGCUUUCACCACAAGUCCAUACACUUACACACAGACUAGUUUGUACUGAAGUACAUACAGAUGAGCUGAAGAUUUGAGACCUUUGGCUUCAUACAGAUGCAAUGAGAAGCUCGUAGUAGUGUAAGAGGAAGCAGCGUUACGCACGGGCACAUUUUCACUUCUUAUUUGUGUGUUUUUACUUCGUGCGCUUUUACGCACUAGAUGCAACACUAACUUCAGCUGUACUGUAUGUGCCAAAGAUCCGCAGCUGGGAUGGAAUGAAUAAAGAAGAUUUUUAUCUCGCUAUUAUAAACAUAUCGAUCCUUCAUCAUCAUCAGAUGCUGUAGACAUGAAGCAGAUUGUUAAAUCCACAAGGACACCAACAGAGUCUCACCUCAUGACCGGAGGAAGAGCACGAUCAGCCGGUCGACAGACGACUUUAUUGGACGACCUACCUGAGAAGUACCUAAGUGGUCAGUGGCCACGUGAGCCACACCAACCCCGGCCCUCUUCUACGAGCGAUAAAGCCACACAGACACCUGGCUUUUGGAGUUACGACGGAGGAGAGGUGAACAUGCACAAGCGCUCGGCAUCAUGGGGCAACGCUGACCAUCUCAUAGAGAUCGCUAAACUUCGGCAGCAGCUACAGCUCAGUUUGAAGGGAAGUCGCACUAUGAAGGAAAAGGAAGAUGUAACAUCCACACAACUCAAUCAAACACAGCCAAAGCCUGUCUCAGCAUCUUCAUCUCAUCCCAUCCAUUCACGGCCUCUCAUACGCAGAAUUCCCAGUUAUAGUGACUGUAUUAACCAGGAGUUAGAGAGUGUGUUUAUCUGUCAAAACUCGGAGAGGACAAAAGAGAAGGCUUUAGAGGUGCGAGAUGGUGGCCGUGCUCCUGUUCCACCUCCUCAUCACAGUGAUCUUCAGACUCACAGCAUGGAGGCACAGAUCUCCUCUCCCGCUCUAGAUAUUGAAAAAGAUAACAGAACCAGUUCACCUGUUCCCCGGCUCACCUGCUCUCCCAAACCUAACCACAGUUUCACCUUUAAGCGUGAGCCUCCUGAGGGGUGUGAGAAAGUCAAAGUGUUUGAAGAUAUUGUGACACAUGGCUUUCCAAUCUUCUCCUGCCCCGACAGAAACAAGGUGAACUUCUCUCCAAGCGGCUCAGCCUUCUGUCCCGUCAAGCUGCUGUGUUCAUCGUUUUUCCCAGCAGAACGUGCUGCUCGUCCCAGUUCUCUGGAAAAUCUCACAGGACAAAUGUCCGGAUCGGAGGCCACGGCACUAAACGGCUUCCAUCCCGUACCGUCCGAACGCUGUAGUAUUACAAAGUGCCUGCUGCUCAGUUAGCCAAUCGGAGCUAAGAAACGAAUCUACCAUAAGCUGUUGGAAACAACCCAGAAAAGACUUUCUAGUUUGAAAGGGUUGCACAAAAGGAUCCAGAUUAUUUCACCUGUGUGCUUUCUAGUCAUUUUGCUGGAAUUCACAAACCUAUACUUAUACAGUACCAUCUUACUAACCUGUUUAUAGGAAGUAGACGUAUAUGGGCGGUUUCUCAGACAGGGCUUAUCUUGCAUGUCUUAAUUUCAAAACAUCUCGCACUGACAUAUCUAAACGUAUAUCAGUGCCAUUGUUUGGUCUUAAGAUGCACACCAGUAAUGUUUUCUGUAAGGUAUGUACUUGAAUGUCCUAAUAUAACCAAGGCCUAGUCCUGGAUUAAUCUAUAACCUGUCUGGAAAACCGCACCAUGAUGUAAAAGGAAUAGCUGACAAACUACGGUUAUCAAAUAGCCAAAAAAUAUAAUGCAUUAAACAUAAUUCAGGUUUAACUUCCAGUAGGGCUGUGAGAUAUAUCAAUAUAUUUUAUUCAAAUAAUUGAUAUUUUUCAGCUUUCUGAUGAUAUUUAAUGCAUUUGAUAUGCAUUCAUCUUUGAAUUGGUGUAAACAUUUUUUGUAAGUUGACUGUCAUUUUAACCAAACAGUUGUUAUUGGCAAGUCAAGAAAAAAAUAAACUACAGUAAAUAUCACGACAAAUAUAUUUGUAAAAGUUCGAUAUAUCAUUCAUCCCUUUUUCUUUUUCAUGUGACGCUGUUCAUGUUUCAAUACAACUCCUGGAUCCUUACGUUAAAGUGUCCUUAUUAAAUAAUAAUAUUUGCAUAUAUUUA